Messenger RNA from Andrographis paniculata, 2052 nucleotides. RefSeq names its product heavy metal-associated isoprenylated plant protein 32-like. The transcript is spliced from 3 exons. NCBI's taxonomy places the organism in Eukaryota, Viridiplantae, Streptophyta, Magnoliopsida, Lamiales, Acanthaceae. Gene Ontology annotation, molecular function: metal ion binding. Bases 327 to 1682 code for a protein of 451 amino acids. The record is from RefSeq and is a predicted model, not a curated record.
UAUUUUUUUCAUAAAUAAGAGCUCCCAAAUCGAAAAAGAAUUCAGAGUGUUCCUCUUUAUGUGAACGACUCUCUGCACUCUGCACCAUUGUUUCUCUCUCUCUCACACACACAGACACGCAUUUCCACAUUUUCUUCCUUUCUCUCAAAACUAUGAAGUAGAGGGAAGUAUAAUCCUGUCCAGAAAGGUCUUGUCUUGGUUUUUUCCUUGUGUUCUUGGAGGUGGAUUUUUUAGCAUUUUGGGGGUUUUCUUUGCUUAGAUCCAAGCGUUUUAAUCUCGCCAUUGUUCAUCAUUUGCUCGUUUUCUUGUAAUUCGAGUGCCACAAAAUGAGUAGAGAGGAGUUCUUGAAGAUCCAGACUUGUGUUCUUAAAGUGAACAUACAUUGUGAUGGCUGCAAGCAAAAAGUCAAGAAAAUCUUGCAGAAGAUUGAAGGUGUUUACACUAUAAAGAUCGAUUCUGAACAAGGGAAAGUGACGGUGUCUGGGAACAUCGACCCGUCGAAAAUCAUCAAGAAGCUAAUUAGGAAUGGGAAGCAUGCCGAGUUUUGGGGCGCGCCGAAGGGUAACAACAACGCGCAGAAUUUCGCGAACCAGUUCAAGAAUCUGCAGAUCGACAACGGCAAAGGUGGUAAUAACAAGGCGCAAGUUGCGAAGGGUAAUGGCGGCGGCGGCGGCGGCGGUAAUAACCUUCCGAAGGGAGUCCCGGGCAUGAAUCCGCAGCUCCAGCAGCAGCUUCAAAUGAUGAAGGCGCUCCAAGAUAUGAAAAUGGCGGCGGGCGCACCUCCAAAGGGUCAGAAUGUUAAUCAGAAGAGCGUCAAGUUCGAUUUGCCGGAGGACGAUGGGUUGAGUGACGACGAUUUCGACGACGAUUGGGAUGACGACGAGGAAGACGACUAUGACGAUGAGGACGAUGAAUUUGACGAUGGUGGACAUGAUAAAAUGAAGGCCGCCAUGAUGGGCGGCGGCGGCGGUGGCCGUGGCGGCGGCGGUGGCGGUGCUCAGAUGGCGAAUGUUAUGCAGAAUAUGAUCAACGCCAAGAAAGGCGGCGGCGGCGGCGGGAUGAAUAUACCUGUCCAGAUGAACUCCGGCGGCAAGAAAGGUGGGAAUUCGAACAACAAUGCCGGAAACCAAAAUCACGGCAACGGAAAAGGUGGCGGCAAUAUCAACUUUGGCGGCCAAAACAAGAACGGAGGCGGCGGCGGGAACGGCGCGCAUAAUUUUAACCCGAACGGGGCGAAGAAAAUGGGAAUUAACGACGGCGGCGGGGCUAACCCGAACAUCCCGAUGAUGAUGGCGAACAUGCCGGCGGGGAUGAGAGCACCCGGCAUGAAUUCCGGUGGGCCAAUGCCGGGCCAAAUGCCGGGCCAAAUAGGUGCAAUUCGAGGCCUUCCGACCAGCGGCGGUGCUGCCGCCGCCGGUCCCGGAGCCGGGUACUUUCAAGGCGGCGAUCAAAUGGCGGGCGGGAACCAAUUUCAACAGCAACAGCUUGCGGCUAUGAUGAUGAACCAGCAACGGGCGAACGGGAACGAGAGGUUUCAGCCGAUGAUGUAUGCGCGACCGCCGCCGGCGGUGAACUACAUGCCGCCGUAUCCGCCGUACCCGUACCCGCCGCCACCGGGGACCCGGUUGGACGAGUACUCGAUGUUCAGCGACGAGAAUACGUCGAGCUGCCGCGUGAUGUGAGAAUGAAGGCCGGAAAUUCAUCGAUGGAGAGCUCGAUUUUUUCGUCGAUCGAUCGAUGUUUCGACGAGAUUGCCGGAAUCCGGUUGAUGAAUUGGCUGUGCUGCGGCGGUGAAGAAGACGACGACGACGAUAUAUAUAUAUAUAAUAUGAGAUAUGAUAUGAUAUAUAGAUACAUGAAAAUGGUUUCUUGGAUUUGGUUUUAUGUAUUUGUUUGGUGAUUUUGAAGCCUAAGUGUUUUUAGAUAUAAAUGAAGAAAAUGUGACAAUGAGUGAGUGAGUAAGGAGGUUUUAGGUGGGAAGAAGGUGUUUGUUUGUAUAAUGUUUAUAUUUUUAAGAAAAAAUUUUACUGAAAAAAAAUAAAUUGUGACAUA